This is a messenger RNA of Trichoderma citrinoviride, 1335 nucleotides long. RefSeq lists its product as hypothetical. Gene Ontology annotation, biological process: nucleotide-excision repair, DNA gap filling; DNA replication; DNA synthesis involved in UV-damage excision repair. The coding region runs from base 1 to 1335 and encodes 444 amino acids. Gene Ontology annotation, molecular function: DNA-directed DNA polymerase activity. Gene Ontology annotation, cellular component: nucleus; delta DNA polymerase complex. The transcript has 5 exons. The record is from RefSeq and is a predicted model, not a curated record. NCBI's taxonomy places the organism in Eukaryota, Fungi, Ascomycota, Sordariomycetes, Hypocreales, Hypocreaceae.
AUGGACGAGGCCACAAAGUACCUCUCGGACCGGCUCCUGAGCGAGGAGGUGCCGGUGACAUAUCGUCUCUUAAGCAGGGCACUCAACAUUCGAGUCAACGACGCCAAGCAGAAGCUCUAUGAAUUCUAUCGGGCCCAGAAUGCUUCCAAGGCGGGCUCAGUCCAUGCCACCUACCUGAUCUACGGCUCCAAGACGGAAGACAGACAGCCAGACACCGACAUGGACGGCUCAGCACCGGAGCAUGAGCCCCUUUCCGACUAUGUGCCUACCAGGACGGUUACGAUAGUGGCCGAAGAGAAGCUGAAAGAGGUGCUGGCUGAAUACGAGCAAGUCUCCUCGUUCCACAUCUACAGCCUGGCUCCGUUCCCCCAAAGAGAUCUAGCACUGCUCUCCGAUGUGGCCAAGUCGCUCUCUGAAUACAGGAAUACCGAAGACACAGCAAAGGCGCUCGACACAUACGGCAUCAUCACCAAUCCCCAGGCACGCAAAAGAGACCGGAAAGGACGUCCCCAAAUCCUGGCCCCAACAAGCGCGCCCAAGCCCGUCGCCAAGCAGGACAAGGCUCCUCCCGCGGUGGCCACGCCCAAGCCCAGCCAGCCGGAAAAGACCAAGGAGACCCCGACGUCCGCCUCUGCUGACGCUACUCCGGCGUCCAGCGCCGGCAAGAAGCCUCCCGCGACGCUGAAGCGCGGCGCCUCCGGGGGCAUCAUGCAGUCCUUUGCCAAGGCGGCCGCGAAGCCUCCCAAGCCGAAGCAGCCGAAGCCUGAGCCCAAAGCCAAGGAAGAGGACACCAGCAUGGCUCUAUCUGACGAUGGCGAGGCCGACGAGGAAGACGUGCUCCCUCCUCUCAAGACUGUCGAUCUAGAAGCUCUGAAAAGGACGAGGAAAGAGCGGGAAGAAGCGCUUAUGCGCAUGAUGCAGGAUCCGGAAGACGACGAUGUCAAGGAGGAGGCCAAGAAGCAAGACGAGCAGUCAGACGAGGAGAUGGAAGAGGCAUCUGAGCCCGAACCAGAGCCCGAGCCCGAACCGGAGCCCGAGCAGCAGCCGAAGGAAGAAAAGGAACCUACGGAGGUGGUGUCGAAUUCCAGCAACGGCCGCCGGAGGGGCAAGCGACGGGUUAUGAAGAAGAAGCGCAUAUUGGACGACCAAGGAUACAUGGUGACUAUCCAGGAGGCUGCGUGGGAGUCGUUCUCCGAAGACGAGGCUCCUGCACCCGCAGCCGCGAAAGCAACGCCUACACCAACGCCCGCUUCGUCGACUCAGAAGGCCAAGAAGGCGGCGGCUGGGAAGGGCGGAAGCCAAGGCAGCAUCAUGUCGUUCUUUUCCAAAAAGUAG